Pieris macdunnoughi is the source of this 1782-nucleotide messenger RNA. The record is from the annotation of a GenBank genome assembly. Lineage: Eukaryota; Metazoa; Arthropoda; Insecta; Lepidoptera; Pieridae.
AUGGGUUGCGCUAGGAUACUGUCGGCGCUGCGGCGCUGCAAGCGGCUGGAUGACAGUCAAGGUGGUAGCGAGCUGGCGCGGUGCCUUGGAUUACUGGACCUGACGGCGCUGGGAGUGGGCAGCACCUUGGGUCUAGGCGUAUACGUUCUAGCCGGUGCCGUCGCCAAGACAGUAGCCGGGCCUGCCGUUACUCUGAGCUUCCUCGUCGCUGCCGUUGCCUCUGCUUUCGCUGGACUGUGCUAUGCGGAGUUCGCGGCUCGCGUACCUCGAGCUGGAUCAGCGUAUGUGUACAGCUAUGUGAGCGUGGGUGAAUUCAUUGCAUUCACCAUAGGCUGGAACCUCAUCCUGGAGUAUGUGAUCGGCACGGCCAGUGUUGCCAAGGGCAUGUCGAAUUACAUCGACAGCAUAUGCAAUAAUACCAUGGCUCGCACCUUGACAGCCGCUGCCCCGAUUAAUGUUUCUUUCCUUGCCGAGUAUCCUGAUUUCUUUGCGUUCGGACUUGUCCUUGUUAUUACAAUUUUGCUCGGCGUGGGGGUGCGCGAGUCAACAAAACUAAACAAUGUCUUCACGGCACUCAAUAUGGCAACUGUCGUUAUCGUUGUUAUUGCUGGCGCCACCCAGAGCGACCCCUCAAACUGGCGGAUAGCAGUGGAAGACAUUCCCGAGGAAUAUCGUGAGGCAGCAGGCGCAGGUGGCUUUAUGCCGUGGGGUGUGGCUGGAGUGAUGGCGGGCGCUGCCAAGUGUUUCUUUGGCUUUGUGGGCUUCGACUGCGUAGCCACCACUGGCGAGGAAGCCAAGAACCCGAAAAGAGAUAUUCCGCUUUCCAUCAUCUUGUCGCUCGUCAUCAUAUUCAUAUCCUAUUUUACCAUCGCGACAGUCUUGACAAUGAUGCUGCCUUACUACUUGCAGGACGCUGACGCGCCAUUUCCACACGUAUUUGGAGUGGCGGGAUUACCAUCGGUGGGAUGGAUCGUAACCAUUGGGGCCAUAUUCGCACUAUGCACCAGCCUCUUGGGCGCCAUGUUCCCGCUUCCUCGUGUGCUAUACGCCAUGGCCAGUGAUGGCGUGUUAUUUCGGCCCCUAGCUCGUAUUCAUCGCCGCACACAGACCCCGCUGCUUGCAACCGCCUUCAGUGGGCUUCUAUCAGCAACAAUGGCAGCCAUAUUUAACCUAAACCAAUUGAUAGACAUGAUGUCCAUUGGAACGCUCAUGGCCUAUACCAUUGUAGCUAUAAGCGUGCUAAUUUUAAGAUACGAAGAAGACAGCUCGAUUAUAAUAAACGGGCUAAAGUCCCUACCAGAGACGCCUUGGAGCGUGGUGAAACAGCUGUUUAAUCUGCUGGGACUUAAAGAGCCUACGAUGCUUUCUUCCACCAUCGCCAAAUGCACUAUAUUCAUCUUCUUUGUGGUGUCUCUAGCGGCGUGCGGUACAAUGAGUUGGGAGGUAAUAGGUGAGGGGGCUUGGGUGGCGACAGGUGCUUUGGGCAUUCUGCUGCUCCUUUUACUGUUAGUGCUGUAUCGCCAGCCACGACGAGACGUCGCACAUCUUACCUUUACCGUCCCUCUGGUUCCGCUUGUACCGUAUUUGAGCGUGAUUAUGAACGUUUAUCUCAUGGUGCAACUCGACUACCACACUUGGGUGCGCUUUAUCCUCUGGCUUGCAGUCGGAUACCUAAUAUAUUUCUUUUACGGCAUCAGCAAUAGUUCCCUAAAGGAAAAGAAACAUGACGAUUCCCACACGAAUGGAAAGGUUGAAGAAAAACAUGUUAUUACUAAGUUUUGA